UUUACAGUGGCCUAUGUAAUUAAGUUGAAUCUUUACUUACUUCUUGCCUGAUUCCUAUUUAGAUUUAGGCCAAAAACUCUUAUAUAAUUAUGUUCGACCUUGCUGGAAAGAAACUCUGUUAUAUGUAGUAUGGUAUUUACUGUAAAUAUGCUAACAAACAAUGAACCUUUAUUUCAUGACGUAACUGCGAUAAGAGCUUGUGUUAUCUUUGUGCUCUCUGUACAGAAACUUAUAAAUGGACUUAUUGGCAAGGGUAUUGCUUUGCGUAGUGUUUGUGAACUGCUUGCUGGAUCCGGGCCUAAAAUGUUGAGUGUUAGUGAGGCGACUAAACUAAAAUCAUCAUUACAGCGAAUUAGGCAUAAAAAUUAUUUUAUCCAUAACGUAUAAGGGGUGUGUGUGCUAUAAAUUAGAUCUAAGUCUUGGAAGCAGAACCCAUAGCAAGAUACAAUUAAAUAAAUGGAUCCAAUGUCACAUCGUAUUAUCGAGAAAAGACGAAGAGAUAGGAUGAACAAUUGCCUGGCUGAUCUAAGUCGACUUAUUCCCACAAGUUACAUGAAAAAAGGACGAGGGAGGAUAGAGAAGGCCGAGAUUAUCGAAAUGACCAUCAAACACCUAAAGCAUCUUCAAGUCCAUUCCUGUAAAAAUCCAAGUAAUUGUGAUGUAACAAGGGAUAAUGACCGAGAAUUUCGUCGUCACUACCACGCAGGAUUUCAAGAGUGUCUGUCCGAGGCAAUAAGGUUCUUAGUGGAAACAGACAGGAUGUACUCUGGAGACCAGCUUAGGCUACAGUUGGUUAGCCACUUACAGAAACACUACAGAAAAGUUACUGAAGGAACGUGCUAUCAGAAUGCUGGAGUUUCGACAGAAAACAGUACCGAUGCUCCCAUCGAAUCUUACACGCCCUCUGAGUCUCAACGAGCGCCAUCUACCUCUACAACUAGGAUGACACCAUUUUAUGAUCCUCCUGCUCAAACUGCCCAGGAAGGUGGUGAACAACCUCCUCCAAAGGUUUUGAAGCCAUCUUCUGAUGUAAUGGCCAUGCAGUCUCAGGCGGAGACUCCUUCACAACCACCAAAACAUAUUGAGUUAGGAGCUGAAAAUGAAAACACAAGCCAGCUCAGGGAAAUGUUACAGAACCCUGGACUUCCAAUACGACGUUUCUGUAGUAACAGCACUAAUAGCAACAUUAACACAAAUACUAAUAGUAUAUAUACUAGCCAUCCUUUUCCUUCGUUCGAUUCAUCUUUUCCGCAUCCUCCACAGUUUUCUCCAUCUGCUUUCCACAAGGAAGUAUACAAGUUCAAGAAAAACAUAAAAGAACGAUUCACUGCAGAUCAACAACAGCAUAUAACACCCGUUGUUAUGAAAAGAAAAACGAACGACACAAGGUGUUUCGAUAAUUUGAAAUACCCACAACACAACGGCAGCUCUCCUUGUGGGGUGCGAAACUCUUCAUUGUCCCCUGUUGUGCCAGCGGGGUACUUACCAUUUCCCCUCACGCACUCCCCUCUGAAUCUUCACAAUAGUGAACUAAUGGUGAAAUUACCAGACAAAAGUUCUCCAGAGGGCGGACUUACUACAGCUGGCCAAUGGGAUAACACUAUAGACUCUGUCAGCAGUAACAGCUCUAAUAGUAGCAGCUCUAGAUUUAACCCUAGCCCUUCGUCAGCCGUGCAGUCUACCGGUAGUAGCUCCGGAUACAGCACCAACAGUGACGCAGCGUCGUACACGCCGAAACAAGAUCUUAAUACGCAUUACAAAGAUAACAUCGAUACACGUGUUCGUUCCCCGAGUCCUCAUCUUCCUUCGUGGUCUCCGGGUGUCCCAAUUUUUGCCUUGCACCCUAAAGGUACUUUCUACGUUCCGUUGACCAUAGACGCUGAACUGCUAGCCCCAUUUGUUAGUGGUCUCGACAACGCUAUCCCUGUGUUACAUCCAGUUAGCAUAUCAGUAAAUUUUAGCUUUAGUAGGUCUGUCAAAGGCCCUGAAAAAAUGUACAGCAGGGGUAGCUGGCGACCUGACCGUUAUGCGAUUGCGAAACAUCGUCGUGACAGAAAGGAAGUGACGUAUAGUGGUAAUCCUGUGACGCAAGUUACCUGAGCAGACAGUUUCCAAAAUGGAGUUCAAAAGUAGUUUGACAUUUGUUUACAUUUAAUUCACUUUGUUUCGCCUGAUCACGAUUUCAUAAAAUCAAUACACCCUGAUUAUAAAAUAUAAGUGAUCGAAUAUACGAGAAGUCUUUUUGUGUGUGUGUGUGCGUGUGUACAGAAAACUUCAUCUGAUGAUACACUUGAAGAUUCUUCUCGUUAAUUUCACAGAUUUGCAUAAUUUCAUCGAUUUUUUUCAUCAAGCAUGUUGGCACUAUUUAACGUCGUAGAAAUAUCUUAUAAGAUGUGUUUAGUUACAAACUAUCUGUUGAAUCUAAAACCUAUAAUGAUACGAGUUAUAUUGUUAAAGAAACUAUCUGCCGAAAUUAAAACCCGUAAGAAUAUUAAGUAUAUUGUUAAACAGUUGAAUCUAAGAUCCAUUCAGAUAUAUUGUUAACUCUUUCACUGUCACGUUUCUAUAAACAUUUAUCUGUAUAAACAACUUCCCCAGUGCCAGAUUUAUUUUUAGAUACGCAGUAAAAACAUAAAAUCAUGUUUUAAUAUUUCACUGGUGAAUUCUGGGAAGUUUGAAUGGGAAUCCCCUUUCUUCAUCGUGGUAUAAAAAUCCAAAUUCACGUGUAAUGAAUAUCGCACUUUCUAAUGCUAAAACAGAUACUAAAUAUGCACCCAUAGCAGUGAAAGAGUUCAACAAAUUAUCUGUAGAAUUAUACACGGACAUUUCUCUGCCUUUAUUACUGCCCGAUGAAGGCUACUGUAAGGGGGCCGAAAGCUCGCAAGUAAAAGUAUUUUGACGUAGAGAAUAGCCGUGUAUAAUUCUGUAUAUUAAUUUACAUAAGUUAUGAGCCUUAAAUAACAACCAACAAACUAUCUGUUGAACCUAAAACCCGUUAAGAUAUUAUUGUUGUAACAUUGUUUUGGCAGUGGCUAGUUCAUUUAAAUUAAUUCGGAUAAAUAAUUCAAUAUACGUGAUGAAAACAAAUUACUUUAUUUCCUUCUUUAACGUUUCUACAAGCUAUAACACUUGUACAGUAUAAUAACCUGUUGUAGGCCUACGUUACAAAUGACAUUUAAACCUAUUUAACGAUACUAGGACUAACAUAAAAUCAACUUAGUUACUUUAUAAGCGCAAUAUCAAACACAGACUCAAAUAUUCACGAAACACACCGAUUAAUUCAACGUUGUGUCUUCAAAUAACUCUACACUGUUUUAACUAUAUCCUCUCGUAUGAAACCUUGUAUUAAUAAUCUACUUUCGAAUAUACUAGAACGCUUUACGUCAUAUCCUAAAAAUGUUCAAGUUGUUCUAGGCCUAUUUUAUUAAACCUUUUGAUAUUAACGUCAUUAAGACUAAUGGCUACCUCUAGCUAGCAUACAAAUUACAACAUAUAGUGUGUGUGUGUGUCGAUAACAAUGACUCGUUUCUGGAUGGUGAAUUUCCAUCAAUAAUCCUAACACAAGAAUGAAGCUACACUAAACUGUCAAUUCUCCGGAUUCUGUAGUCCACAUCAUUAAUUCUUUUCGUUACGAUGUAUGGCCCUAUAGAACAUCUACUAAACUUUGAAGUUUACCCUCUCUUGAAUCAAUUCUACUAAGCCACAACAUGUCACUUUGAUAAAAUCCAAUUUUAUAAGCAUUCACAUCAGAGCUACCUUUAGUUUUAUAACAAACUGAUUUAAGUAUUUCCUGGAUGAAGUCAUGUAUAUCUUUAUUCUUCACAUCCACGAAUUCUCUACCAACCACGAGUUUCUCAAGACGUGCCAAAAUGUUUGGUUCCAUUACACUCACUAGAUAAAGAUUUAUUGCUCAUAGCUCCUGGGAUGACUGUACUACCUGUUAUCACUGGAAGUUCAAUCUCUGGUGUAGUACUUUCCGUGUAGUGCAUCAGGAUUUCCUGGUCAUAGACUGUGAUGCUAUUUGAAGCUAUUGUAAACUCACAUCCAUGUCUCCUCAUGAAAGUGAGUUUCCAAUGUGCAUUCUUCUUCGAUGUAAGUUACCCACGUAUCAUGAGGUGUUGAAAAGCUUCUUGUACUGAAAGUAACUUUAAACUUCCUUUUCACUGGAACUUUAUUUACACCUGCUAUUCUCAUUUAUCCUCUUUCUUUUUUCAUCUCUAGGUGCAAGUUCCCAUCUUUCAUUAACAAAUCUGGUAGAAUAAUUGUAGCUGUAGAACCACUGUUAAUCAGCAUAUUGCAAGGUUUUCCAUAAAUAAUCCCAUGAACUUGUGGGCGAUUUUCAUCAAAUAAUGAACUUCUUUUCUCAGUUGGAAUAGAUGGAAUAUUCCCAGCUGAACUUUGCAUCAUACAUAUAAUCAAUUCCUGUUUUCUUGAUGUCUGGUACUCUAUGUAGUUCCUUUGAUCUGGUUGGGCUCUUUUUUUGGCUUAAUAACGGCUGUUGAUUUCAUACAGUCUCGGCUGUAAAGGCCAGGUUUCCCACAUCUGUAACAAUUUUCUCUCUCGGAUAUCUUUGAGAGGAGUCCUUAUUCCCUACAGGCUUCUGCUUACUGUUCUUGGCAAUAUGUCCUUUCAAGUCGCACUUAAAACACUUAUUUUGUUACAGUUUAUCCCCUCGAUUUUGUGCAACUAGUUGUAAAACCAAUCCUUUUAGUUAUUCUAAGCAAUCGUCCAUGUGAGUUGAUGUUUCAAUAUUACUCGAUCAGAUAACAUCAUAUGUUUGAGAUUAUCUUUAGUUGUUUAUCUGAAACCUUGAUUGAUUUUAGUUCCAUGUACACUUACUCUGCUUCAGUCUAAUUCUCAUAUCCUUGGCAUUUAUAAAUAGGUUAUGAGUCUAAGAGUCCAUAAUUCCACGUAGAGUGUCCGUGUAAGAUAAUUAGACAAACCUUUACAAAUAUAAAAGUUUGACUAAGGUAUCUUAUUUCCUCUGUACCCUCUUAUGGAACUUUGCUCUGGAUACAUAUUUCCUGUGUGACACUCUGAGCCUGUUGGAUUAGCUGUUACCAAUUCUUGAUAGUUGUUACAAUUCUCAACUAGAAGGUUAUUUUAUGUUGUCAAAGCUGACCAUUUUAAAUGGUCAGCAAGGUUAAUGGCUUGUUCGCUAUUCCAUUUGUUCACUCUGGAAAAUAUUUUGAACUAAGCUUGGUAUGACUCCCAUGGUACCUUCGUUAUAGCCUAUUGAUUUCUUGAUUGGCUGAUGUUGGAUUAGCCAACUAAAUUCUAGAACUGGAUUUGGUAGAAUUAUAGCUGAAGUAGUUCCAGGAAUGUUCUACAAUAGGAGUAGACCAAGUAAGUUCUCUUAGUCCAUAUUUGGUAUUAGAUGGUAUUUUUGCAUGAACCUCUUGAGCUAUUUCAGAGAAAGGUGUGAUUCGUUUAAUUUUUGUAUUUAAUAAUUCGUUUUCUGGAUGCUUUAUUUUGUCACCAAUGUUCUUUUCUACUUCUAUGAUGCUCUUUUCUAUCUCAAUGAUGUCUUUGCUUACUUCACUUUAGACUUUGUCGAUGUCCUUUCGUAAUUCACUUUUGACUUUGUUGAUGUACUUUUGUAUUUCACUUUAGAUUUCAUUGAUCCCUUUCAAAUGUGUUGUAAUCCUUCUAUAUAUUCCCUAAAGCUUCAUCGAUCUUGUCUUCAAUCAGUUUUAUUUGUGGUUUAAAUUAUUCUUUAAAUAACGUAUCUCUUUCAUUUAACUCCUCUCUUAAUUUCCGUCCUGUUCUUCCUGCUCUUCUUUUAAUUUCAUAUUUCUUUCUUAAAUUUUCUGUCCUGUUCUUAUUUUAAUUUUCUAUCUUUUUCUUCUAAUGUUCUGUCUCCCUCGUCUUGUUUUCUGUCCUGUUCUUUUGGUGUUCUGUCCAUUUCUUCUUGUUCCUUUUCCUUUGUUCUACUUUCCAUUGUUUUAUCGUGUCUAGCAGGUUUCUUCUCUCAGUUUGUGCCUUUGUGGUCAUUUUGAAUAAAGGUUGAAGUUUAUUCAAUGUUCUAUUUUGUUUGCACCAAAAUAAUAAAUAUCCCACUUCUGACAUCAGUGUUGAAAAUUGUUACUUAGCUGAUGGGUUUCUUUAAACUUUCUAGCGAAAAUAAUUUUACAUUCAGUUCACGUGAUGAGAACAAAUUACUUUAUUUUUUCCUUUAACAUUUUUUUGGACAUUGCCAUAACUUGUUGUAGGCCUACGUUACAACCUCUCUAACAAUAAUGAGAUUAAUGUAAGUUCAAUUUACUUGUACAAAGUAACUCAAUAAGCGCAAUAUCAAACACAGAUUCAAAUACUUCACAAAAACACCACUGACUGCUUCAAAUUUCUGUCUUCAAGUAACUCUACACUGUCUCUUGAUGUUUCACGGAACCUUGUAUUUAUAAUAUACUUUGGAAUAUACUUGAAAACUUUACGUUACAUCCUUAUAAUUUUCUAGGUGUUAUAAGUCUGUUUUAUUAAUUGUAUAUUAACGUCAUCAUGAAGACCCCCCAAUAUUCGACAAACUAUCUGUUGAACCUAUAAUAUAUGAUAAACUCCUUUAUUACAGUUUGUUAUGAGAAUGGCACGGAGCUAAAAAUGUAAGUUGUAUAUUUUAAGUAUUGCGUUUAUCCCGUAAACAUAAUUGUCUAGGGAAACGUUAGUAUUAAUUGUUUAUUAUGUAUAGUUUUGUUUAUUAGGUGUUGAAUAACACCGUCUGUUCGUGCAUGUUUUUAAACGUAUCAACACUAUAAUGACGAUCUAAGAUGUCUAGUUUUACGAUAUUAUAUCUUUUCCUAAUUCCUUUAUUGUAUACAAGAUACAAUAUUCUUAUUCAAAAAAUGGUAUUUCUUUUUCUUUUAUAAUGCAAAAAUCCCGACAACCCAAGUGUUUCCGGUUUUCUUGAGUUUGAUAUAUCUAAUUGUUUUAUCCUACUUGUUUUGUAAAUAAACUUUAUCUUUUAAUGUGCAACAAAAAUAUAUGGUGCAAAACUACUAAGCUGCAUAAGGUAAAAAUAUUUAAAGAGAUGUAAAUAAUGUUUUAUUCGAAUCAAACAUGUAAAUAUUAUGUUGUAUUGUUGUGGACUGGAGAAAAAUAAAUUUUUUUCAAGAAA
Limulus polyphemus (Atlantic horseshoe crab) is the source of this 7111-nucleotide messenger RNA. RefSeq lists its product as uncharacterized. Gene Ontology annotation, biological process: regulation of neurogenesis; regulation of circadian rhythm; anterior/posterior pattern specification. NCBI's taxonomy places the organism in Eukaryota, Metazoa, Arthropoda, Merostomata, Xiphosura, Limulidae. Gene Ontology annotation, cellular component: nucleus. The record is from RefSeq and is a predicted model, not a curated record. Gene Ontology annotation, molecular function: DNA-binding transcription factor activity, RNA polymerase II-specific; protein dimerization activity; RNA polymerase II cis-regulatory region sequence-specific DNA binding. The transcript is spliced from 5 exons. The coding region runs from base 457 to 2100 and encodes 547 amino acids.